CCGUGUGGCACCGUUGUUUUGACGCUUUACGAUCUAUUUACACACUCCACGGCGGUCGUGUCCCCGGCGCUGGUGGUGACGCCGCCACACACAGCAAGACAACCACCCGUACGUAACGCACGACAGUGACUCGGCGUCCAGCUUCGGCGGCUCGGGGGUAAUAAUAAUCGAGAUUCGUUAAGAUGCUGAUGCCGCAGUCCGCACCACCGUGAAACCUGAUCCAAUUAGACGCUAAGCGGAUGUUUGUUUUCAUUUGCGUCGUUUUGCGCGCGUGCGAAAGAGAGAGAGAGCAAGAGCGAAAGCGUGAGUGUAGUAUUUCGUUUCAAAAAGGCCAAUAACGGUUGAUAAGAAAAUAGUGAUUUGAUUUUUUAGUGAAAAGUGGCACUGGUGGCGCAUAAAGUGUACCUCGGUAGCAGCGCAAUAGAUCUUCAAAACCAAUACAGUGCGCCCAAAAAAGGAUUCAAUUCAUCGAUCCGCUGAUCGCCAACGGUCGAAUACGUAUUUCUGCCUGCCACCGUUUAUCAACAAGUCGGAAAGUGAUUGCUUUCUUCUGUUGUUAGCGGCGUUCUUGCUUCUUUCACCCCCUCACGAACGUUAUACGGGUCUGUGUGAGUCUUUGCCAGAGGGCAACCAUGUGCGCAUGAGAACCAGCAGUCCCGGAAGAGUACCGGAGGCCGCGCACCAAGUUCACGGUUUCACCAACGAGUGCACGAAUUGAAUUUGGAAUCUAAUCCCGAUUCCGGCGAGGGACCUGAUGCACUCUGCGGGCAUUCAUCGGAAGAGAGCGUCCAGGAACUAGACGGUGAACACGUACUGGGCACACAAACACGGGCACACACCCGCUUACCGGUUCCGUUGACAAGCAAACAAUCAUUCCCAAGUGGAUGACAAUUGGCCGGUCAAUUACGAGCGCAUUCGCACGCCGCUAGAGAACGAAGGAAACCAUUUUCGGUGUUCGGAAUCUUUCCUCCACGAAUCUCGACGGCCACAUAAACGGUCAAGAUGCUGGUGAGAACGACCAAGAUGUCACGAGCAAAUCAUAUGAAGAAGGUGUGGGUAGCGUUUGCCGUGUUUGGCGCAAUUUCCAUCCUACGACCGGCGUCGGGCCGCAUCGUGAAGCGCAGCUACUCCGAUCAAAGCGUCCGCGGCUACCUGACCGAGCGCACCUGCUGGUGGAACGAGGUGUGCAAGGAGGAAUUUCAACAGAUGUUCCGAUGCCGCUGUCCGCAGUGGUCGUACUGCAGAUCACCGGGGCGCUACUACAACGCGUACUGCUCCAUGACGAACACGGGCUACAUCUGGACGCAACCAACGUGGGACUGGGAGACGGCCUAACCUCACCAACGACCGAUCGAUCAGGCCGAUUGAUGGGACCUCGUUAGGCGGAGAAGCUUAGAACACAAACACUUCUAUCCGGAUAAUCAAACGUGCAUCAAACAUUGACCAAACGAAAUCUUUACAAUAUAUACAGCCAAUACAAUAAAGCCUAGGAUAGAGAAGCCGAGCGUAGUCAAAUAGAGUAGAGCGCGAAUGUGCUUUAAUCGUUUUGUGAAAACAUGUUUUUAAAGAAAAAAAAAAUGGGAGGUGAGAGCUCAUUCUUUUAAACCUAAUACAACAGCACAACAGCCCUCAGUCGAUCAGGUUUGGUAUUGAAUCAUGUUUCAGUUACUGUUGCCAAUCACUCUGCCAGUCGUGACACACUUUGAAGACAGAGUUUAGUAUCUCAUUUCAUUAGGAAGAAAUGGGAGAAGCGCUAAAGCAUCAGCAGUGGUAACCGGUGAUUCUAGUAAGAACGUAAAGAAAACAUUAUCAAGAGCACUAUCAGGAGACCAAAAGUUUUACAUAAUAGACUUACGACUUUACAUCUUAACUUCUAUAGUUCCGAUCAGUCUCACGGCAUCCAAAGUCGAAGCCCAGGGAAUAUACGUACAUUAAUCGGAAAAAUGGCGAGGAAGCAAAUAGCAAAAAAAAACUGUUAAAUAUCCUUACCAAAAGCACAUCCCACUGGUAAACCAUCGCACCAAAGGCUUUUUAGAAAAGGAAAUCAAAGUAAAAUCAGCUACCAAAUCCAUUCGUGAAAGAACUUCCAUCGGAUGGUCCAUUUGGAACGUAAUAGGGCGCAUUAUGAAGGAAACAACGACGAUCACCCCCCCCCCCGGUGGGUUUAUGUUGCAAUGAACAAGGGGAGGGCCACCAUGUUGAGCUGUUUAGUUGAAUAGAGUGUUUUGAAAAGUUGUACCAUUAAAUAAAGC
Molecule: messenger RNA, 2252 nt
Organism: Anopheles aquasalis
Lineage: Eukaryota; Metazoa; Arthropoda; Insecta; Diptera; Culicidae
Source: RefSeq, a predicted model, not a curated record